AUGGAAAAGUAUCAGAUUCUGUACAAGCUGGAGCCUGGUGCCUUGGGGAUGAACAUGGUGGUGGAAGAAAUGGCCACCAGAGGAAAGCGUGUGAUAAAAAAAGUGGGGUGCAUGGAUGAGCAUCAUGCAAACGAGGCCCUGGAGGAGCUGAUGCCACUGCUGAAGCUCCAGCAUGCCCACAUCUCUAUCUACCAGGAGAUGUUCAUCACAUGGGACAGCCAGAACUACUGCAUCUUCCUCUGUCUGGUGAUGGAGUACCACAAGGAAACCUUCCAGAAGAUCAUUGAGAAGAAGAGGAAGGCGAGGAAGACCUUUGACUCUGAGUGGUUGCAGAAUAUGCUGGGCCAAAUACUAGAUGCACUGGAAUACCUGCAUCGGUUGGACAUCCUGCACAGGAACCUCAAACCCUCCAAUAUCAUCCUGAUCAGCAACAACCACUGCAAACUGCAGGAUCUGAGCUCCAAAGCACUCAUGACAGAUGAAGCCAAAUGGAAUAUCCGGGCAGAGGAAGACCCCUUCCAGAAGUCCUGGAUGGCCCCUGAAGCCCUCAACUUCUCCUUCAGCCAAAAAUCUGACAUCUGGUCCCUGGGCUGCAUCCUUCUUGACAUGGCCAGCUGUUCCUUUGUAGAGCACACAGAAGCCAUGCUUCUGCGGAAGUCUCUCCGAAAGCUUCCAAACAGCCUGCAGGACGUGCUGAGAAAGAUCAAGGACAAGAAGGUUCCUGACGCAGACACACUGGUUUUCCUUCUGCCAAUGAUGCUCCAGGUCAAACCAGAGGAACGGAUCACAGUGAGGGAGGUGAUCCACUUUGCCUUUGUGAUCAAGAGGUUCAAGUCUUCGAGCGUGGCACUGACGCUGCACAGGCAGGUGGUCCCUUCGCUCAUCGCCGACAUGCUAUUAGGAGGCAACGUCGCAAGUAUCUUAGAUGUCAUGCAGAACUUCUCCAGCCAGCCUGAAAUCCAGCUCAAGGCCAUCAGGAGGCUUCUAAUAAUGUCUGAUGAUGAGCUAGGUGUGCCGUGGCCAAUGGAACUGGUGGAGCUGGUGCUCAAGAUUAUGAAGCAGCAUGAUUGGAUCCUGGACAUGCAGCUGUCUGGAUGCUCCCUGCUGCUGCGACUCCUUGGCCAAGCACUGGCACAGGACCCAGAUGCCGAGGCACCAUGCAACAAUGCUGUGAUCGCCACCCUGCUGGGCAUCAUGCAGUGCCACCCCAACUCAGAGGAGCUCAUCAUCACAGUCUACAGCCUGCUCACCAUUGUCUCAAGCCAGGAAACGACUGCAAGGGAGCUGCAGAAGGCUGAGCUGUUUGAGCACAUCCUGGAGCACCUGAACAGGUUCCUGGACAGCAGGGACAUCUGCGUCACUGGCCUAGGCUUGCUCUGGUCCCUCCUGGUGGAUGCUGUUCUUGUGGACAAGGCUCCCUUAAAGAAGGCUCCCUUGCUUGUUGCCCACGUGAUGACCACCUACUCCACGGAUGGCGAAAUGGCAGAAGCUGGCUGUGCGGUCCUCUGGCUGCUGUCAUUACUGGGCUGCAUCCAGGAGCACCAGCUGGAGCAGAUGACAGGGCUGUUCCUGCAGAGCAUCCAGCUAUGCCAGGACAGGGUCCUGCUGGUGAACAAUGCCUACCGUGGGCUAGCUAGCCUCGUCAAGAUGUCUGAGCUGGCAGCCUUCCAGGUGGUGAUGCCUUCAGAGAGUGGCAGUGGCCUCAGGUUCCUGCAUGAGACAUACCAGCUGUACAAGGAUGACCCCCAGGUGGUAGAGAGCCUAUGCAUGCUGCUGUUCCACCUCGCCUCCUAUAAGGACAUCCUGCCAGAGUUGGUGUCCAACGACAUCACAUCCCUAGUCCAGGAGAUUAAGGGACGCUUCACAUCCAGCUUGGAGCUGGUUUCCUACGCAGAGCAGGUGUUCCUACGACUGCAAGCCAUAUUGCCCAGCUUCCCAGAGAGCUGUCCAUUGGACAAUGAUGCCAAAUAG
Molecule: messenger RNA, 1971 nt
Organism: Orycteropus afer afer
Lineage: Eukaryota; Metazoa; Chordata; Mammalia; Tubulidentata; Orycteropodidae
Gene: STKLD1
Product: serine/threonine kinase like domain containing 1
Exons: 19
Coding region: 1-1971 (656 amino acids)
Biological process (GO): protein phosphorylation
Molecular function (GO): protein serine/threonine kinase activity; ATP binding
Source: RefSeq, a predicted model, not a curated record